AUGGUCGGAGUGAGAAAUGGCCUCCAAGCACUCGCUUUUCUCAGUGCUGUUGACUUUUUAACGGGAAAAGUGCUUAUAAGUCGCUACGUUGUACCAUCAGAGAAAGUGGUUGACUGGAGGUCAAAGUUCAGUGGAAUAACGGAAGAUAUCAUGACCAGUGCCAUCUACUCUGGUGCAGCGUUUAAAAGCUGGCGAGAAGCGCGCAAUAAAUUAUGGGAGUUUAUGGACGACUCGACUAUAUUAGUAGGUCAGUCUCUCAACUAUGAUCUCGAAGUCCUAGGUAUAUGUCAUGCGAAGAUUGUUGACACUGCAAUCUUGACUGCCGAGACUGUCUUCCCUUCCAUUAUCUCCACCAAGCCGUUACCUCGUAUGUGGAGCUUGAAGAGUCUUGCGAAGGAUUUCUUGAGCUUGGAUAUACAGAACAGCAAUUGUGGGCAUAUUGCUUUAGAAGACACGUAUGCAGCACGAGAUAUCGCCAUCUGGUGUAUCAGAAAUCCAGAGGAACUGAAAUUGUGGGCAGAAAAUGCUCGACGUCGGGAGGAAGAGUGUAAGCUCAGAAAACGCCUACAAAGGCAUCACAAGGGGAAAUCCAAAAGCAAAUUGCCUGCCUCCCAGUCUACUCGAGCUUGGGAAUAUGGUGCUAAAUAUGACGAUUAUUCCGAUAAUUUUUUAUGGUCUGAUCUUGCAGAAGAUCUUGGAUGGCCGGAGGAAUAUGAUCCUUGGUCCGAUUGA
Penicillium manginii is the source of this 732-nucleotide messenger RNA. RefSeq names its product 3'-5' exonuclease. Bases 1 to 732 code for a protein of 243 amino acids. Gene Ontology annotation, molecular function: exonuclease activity; nucleic acid binding. The record is from RefSeq and is a predicted model, not a curated record. The transcript has a single exon. Gene Ontology annotation, cellular component: nucleus. Gene Ontology annotation, biological process: ribosomal large subunit assembly; rRNA processing. NCBI's taxonomy places the organism in Eukaryota, Fungi, Ascomycota, Eurotiomycetes, Eurotiales, Aspergillaceae.